Messenger RNA from Homalodisca vitripennis (glassy-winged sharpshooter), 3217 nucleotides. RefSeq names its product mRNA (2'-O-methyladenosine-N(6)-)-methyltransferase (gene Pcif1). Gene Ontology annotation, molecular function: mRNA (2'-O-methyladenosine-N6-)-methyltransferase activity; RNA polymerase II C-terminal domain binding. Bases 118 to 2271 code for a protein of 717 amino acids. The transcript is spliced from 13 exons. NCBI's taxonomy places the organism in Eukaryota, Metazoa, Arthropoda, Insecta, Hemiptera, Cicadellidae. The record is from RefSeq and is a predicted model, not a curated record. Gene Ontology annotation, cellular component: nucleus.
AGCGAAAAUGGCGUCGUCAGUAGUAGCUUUACGUUUGGGCGGUUCGGAAAUUCAUGAAUGAAAUCGUAAUCGCGCUCUUUUUAGAGUUGUUUACAACGUAAUACUUUCUCGGUGACUAUGAUGAUGAAUGACAUGGGCAAGCAGGAGCUGGCAAGUCCGAGCACGUCAGGGUGGGACUCGGUCAGCAUGACAAUGCCGCAGGUGACCCUGCCGCAUGACACCAUGCCGAUCCUGGUCCCCACCCCUAUCAAGAUGGUCCCUCAGAUGAGCAUGGAGCAUCCUGUCAUGCCAGUGCCCCUCAUGCCCCCAACACCCCAUUUGCAUACCUUUGUUAAUCAGGGAGUGCCUGUGCCUGGUCCCUUUAUGGAGGAUUUGCCUCCAGAACUGGUUCAGCAGGGCUGGAAAAAACUUUGGAGCAAACGAGAAAACCGUCCAUAUUUCUGGAACAAAUUGACAGGAAUCUCCUUGUGGGAAAUGCCAAACAAUAAACCACAGUUUGAUCCUAUAACAGACCCGUUGGGAAUAAGUGGACCAGGUACACCAAUCAAUGGCCCCCCAAUGCCUGUGAAACGGAGAGCUUCAGAGGAAGUAGGAGGUAGUCCUGUUGCCAAGAAGUUUAUUCUUGCGGGACCAUGGGACUUGGAGGUGUCAACCAAUGUGAUACUGUAUGAGCGUCCACCCACCGUCAUCCCUCACCCCCACCCUGAGAUAGAGGCCUUCCGCUGCUCUCUCACGGCCAAACUGCGCAACUGCUACCAGGAACUGUGUCACUCCAGAGAAUCUAUCGAUGCACCUAAGGAUUCAUUCAAUAGAUGGCUGAUGGAGCGCAAAGUGGUUGACUGUGGCACAGACCCCCUGCUCCCCAGUCAGUGUUUUCCUGAGAUUUCCCAGUGUAUGUACAAGGAGAUCAUGAACGAUAUUCCCAUAAAACUUGUCCGGCCCAAGUUUACUGGUGAUGCCAGGAAACAACUGUCUCGUUAUGCUGAGGCUGCCAAGAAAAUGAUUGAGUCCAGGAAUGCAUCGCCCGAGAGCCGGAAAGUUGUCAAGUGGAAUGCUGAGGACACAUUCCAGUGGCUGAGGCGCACAGUUGGCGCAACAUAUGAUGACUUUCAGGACAGGCUCGGCCACCUUAAGCGACAGUGCCAACCCCACCUAACAGAGACAGUCAAAGAAUCUGUGGAAGGAAUCUGUCUCAAGAUAUACCACCUUUCUUCGGAGUAUGGAAAGAAGAUACGGGAAAAACACUACGAACUCCUGAAGGAAAACGGAAUAGCAGAGCCGACACCACCGCAGCACUUGGCCAGUGUACGUAAGGUAUGGUGCUACCCUGUACAGUUCUCCACACCGUGUCCACGGCUGCCUGCCAUCGACUACUUUAUUGAACGGGACCAGACACUGCUCAGGUUCCAGGGCGACACAGUAGCCAUCAACACCACCCACCUCCACAAGUUGGAGCAGCUAUACAGGUUCAGCUGUUUUGACGACAAGAAGUUUGAGUUGUUCCUGCCGCGAGUCUGGUGUCUGCUGAAACGCUACAACACAUUUAUCGCCAACAGUGAGAACACGCAGGCAGCUUUGCCUGUAACAGUGCUCGAGUGCCUCAACCGCAUGUUUGGCGUAACCUUUGAGUGUUUCGCCUCUCCGCUCAACUGCUACUUCAGGCAGUACUGCUCUGCCUUCGCUGACACUGACUCUUACUUUGGCUCUAGAGGGCCAAUUCUGGAGCUGAAAGCCAUCAGCGGGUCAUUCGAGGCCAACCCACCGUUCAGCGAGGAGUUGAUGGAGGCCAUGGUGAAUCACUUUGAGCGGCUGCUAGCAGACUCGACAGAGCCAUUGUCGUUCGUGGUAGUAUUGCCAGAGUGGCGUGAUCCUGCUCCCGCCGCUCUUCUUAAGUUGGAGGCCAGCCACUUCAAGCGGCGCCAGGUUGUGGUUCCUGCCUUUGAGCAUGAGUACCGCCACGGCUUCCAGCACAUUGUCGCUAAGUCAGAGCUGAAUGUGAGGUCUUCACAUGGCACACUAGUGGUUUGGCUACAGAACAAUGCAGGCUACCAGCGGUGGGGACCUACCGAGGAGAGGGUGGAGGCUCUGCUGGAAGCCUUUCGGCCUGGGAAGGAGCGGGAGAGGGAUCGGCAAGAAUUGUUGUCACCCCAACGCACAGAUCCUGAUAAGAAGACUGAAAAAAUUACUCCUCAACCAGGAUUUGAACCUCUGCCACAAGCCAGGCGAUCUGUCGUCUUGCAGACAACACCACCUCUCAAUGUCAAGAAUUAGUCGAUAGUUUACGUAUUGGUGGGGUUCUUUUUACAAUGUAACUAAAGUUUAUUUUAAGCAUUUAUUGAUUAAGUAAACACCAUUUUGUGUAUUAGCUUACAUGACAUGGUACCAAUACACAAAUAUAUCAAACACGGAAUAAACCACAAACUAAUGAACUAACUCUUACGUUGCAUCUAUAGUGUUACGUUGUGAACAGAAAGUGUGAUGGAGCUUUAUUUAUGUAUCUGUUUCUAGAUAAAAAGACAACCAGUCAUCUGCUAUAUUUAGCUCUUUUUUGUUAUUUAUAUUUCUGAUUUUACCCCUAGACGUACUUGGUGUACAGUACUCGAACCAAAUCGUUUUUAUAUGUUUUGUUUUUUUUACUUAACAUAACCUUUUGCUUAAGUCAGUAAUAGAUUUAUUUCAUUAUUAUUACCUAACUUUAAUUAUAAAAGUGCAAGUUUCAUCAUUUUUUUAUUUUAGAAUUAAUUUUUAAUGUUAAUGUAUGUUUUGUACAUUAUUAACCGAGAUGUUUUUUAACCAAUCAGCAGCUAUCACAGUGUUGAGUAGAUUAAAGUUGAGAUUAGAAAUGUGAUCAGUGAAAUUAUCAUUGUUUAUAUUGUUAUUAUGAGAUUGUUACAAAAGUACAAAUUAGUUUAUUACUAUUAUUCUAUUUUAUAAAAAUUUCAAAAAUAUUUAUAACUUUUGGUGACUUGCACAAGAAGAUCAUUGUUGUUGUUGGCUGAAGAUAUCUAUGUUGUGCUGAUCUCAUUCAGAUUAGUUACUUGAGUUAUUGUUGUAAAUACUAUAGAUCUAUCUAUUGUACAAACCAGAGUUAUUGUAAAUAGAGACAUAUCAUAUAAGUUGUAUAAACUAAUAACUGGCCACCCCAGUUUGUAUCUGUAUUGUGCAAUAUUUGUCACAGGAAACACUAAUUAAAUUUUAUCACAAGUAUAUAAAAUGU